Molecule: messenger RNA, 4186 nt
Organism: Drosophila nasuta
Lineage: Eukaryota; Metazoa; Arthropoda; Insecta; Diptera; Drosophilidae
Gene: Vsx1
Product: Visual system homeobox 1
Exons: 3
Coding region: 691-3411 (906 amino acids)
Biological process (GO): regulation of transcription by RNA polymerase II
Cellular component (GO): nucleus
Molecular function (GO): sequence-specific double-stranded DNA binding; DNA-binding transcription factor activity, RNA polymerase II-specific
Source: RefSeq, a predicted model, not a curated record
AGGUGCGUUGGCGUUGACGGUGACGGUGACGGUGACGUCGCAGCUGGCGUCGACAGCGACUGCGUCGUUGAUGUGACGCUUUUGCUCGCGUGCAGCGCGCGCUUUGGUUUCAGUUCGUUUUCGUACGUUGUCCACGCCGAACGCAAGCGGUCAGCGUUCACACACACACACACACACGCACACACCAAAAACAUAGAAAACAGAAAGAAAAGAAAAAACGUUACACACACACACACACGCACGCACGUAAAGAUCUCGCUCUCUGUCGCCGUCUCCAAGUGUUGUUGUGUCGUGUGUUGUGCGAGCCUCAAAAAAGUAAAAAAGGAAAAAACACGAAAUCCAAAAAAAAAUAAAAACAGUUAAAGUUCAAAUCAAACACUUUGCAACGGUUUAAGCUAAAAGAUCUGCUACUUCUUCUUCUUCUUCUUCUUGUUCUAACCAGUGUUGUCGCGUUGUUCGCGUUUUACGUUUGUUGUCUUUUUUUUCUUGUUGUGUGUCUUCGUUGUUGUUUCUUCGGCUAUGCAAAAAGCGAAAAACAAAAUAAAAACUGUGCAAUAAAAAACCCAAAUUAAGGAAAACAAAACAAACCCUUUCGAUAUCGAUAUCGUUAUCGUUAUCGAGAGAACUGCAGAACACACGCAAAAGUAGGAAAGCGACAAAAAAAAAGGGCGAAAAAAGCCGUCGGCAAAAAUGCAGGCAACCAAAAUGCGAACACCUUUUGCCAUCCAAGAGAUUCUCGGCCUCGGCGUCGGCGUUGGCGCCUAUCAACAACAACAGCAACAACAGCAACAACAACAACAGCAGCAACAACAGCUACAACAAUCAUCACAAGCUGCGGCAGCUGCCACGCCCAGUGCCACAGAGGCGCCACUAUCGCCAGCUGCCACGCCCCCGCCACGCAAUGCAAAUACGCCGCAACAAUCAGCCGUAAGCAGUGCCCAACAGCAGCAACAACAGCAACAACAGCAGCAGCAGCAACAAUCAUCGCUUGAACAGCAGCAACAAACAUCGCGUGACUCACGCUCAAUAUCGCCAGAUGUGACCAGACUAUCGGCAGCUGCAGCCGCUGCCGCUGCGGCCGCCGCAGCCGCCCACUGUCAACUGCCCGUAUUCAAUCCGGCAAAUUUCUAUGCAGCCGCCGGCUAUGCAGCGGCCGCCGAUCCGGCAAACGCCGCUGCGGCCCAUCAUCAUCACAUGACAACCCUGGCAGCGGCCGCCUAUCUGAGGGGAUUCCUGCCGCCGGGCUUUACGACGCCGCACGAGUUUCGCGGUCACUUUCAGCAGCAUUUCGGAGCGCAGUUUGCAGAACAAGCUGCCGCACGUGGUCAGGAGUAUGCCAGCAGUUUGGCCAAUGCCAGCGGCGAUGAGCAAUCGCCCACAAAGUCAACGAGCGCCUCGAGCGCCGCAGCUGGCGCUGGCGCUGUGGAUGCCACCACCAAUGCCACACAUCUCGGCUCCCCAACAGCCGUUGGCAGCAAUGGCCAAGCGGCAGCAGCCACAGCCAGCAGCAAUAGCAUUAGCAGCAGUUCCGGCUCCGCUUCCGGUUCCGGCUCCGUUUCGGGCUCCACCAACAGUCGCUGCUCGCCCUCCUCCUCCUCCACCGCCUCCGCUCUGGCCCACGCCCAACAACAGCAGCAGCAGCAGCAGCAACAACAGCAGCAGCAACAGCAGAGCGGUCAACCAUCGGCCCAUCAUCACGCCGCUUUGGCUGCCCAUCAACAUGCCGCAGCUGCUGCGGCAGCCGCUCAUCAUCAUGCCGCCGCCGCUGCUGCGGUGCAUCAUGCCCAUCACGCCCAUGCCGCACACCACGCCCACGCUCACGCUCAUGUCCAUGGGCAUGUGCAUCAUGCCCACGAAGCGGCUUUUCUGAGCGCCGCAAGUGCCGCAAGCGCUGCAGCCAAUGGUCCCAAUGGGCUCUUGGGCGCCCAUGGCGGGGAUGUGCUUGUCGGUCCGGGUGGACCUGGUGGACCCGGGGGCAAGAAGAAGAAUAAGCGUCGGCAUGGUCGCACCAUCUUUACCAGCAGCCAGCUGGAGGAGCUGGAGAAGGCCUUCAAGGAGGCCCACUAUCCGGAUGUGAGUGCACGCGAGUUGCUCUCGAUGAAGACGGGACUCGCUGAGGAUCGCAUACAGGUGUGGUACCAGAACCGUCGAGCCAAGUGGCGCAAGACAGAAAAGUGCUGGGGCCACAGCACAAAGAUGGCCGAAUACGGACUCUACGGCGCAAUGGUUCGUCACUCGCUGCCGCUGCCGGAGACGAUCAUCAAGUCGGCGAAGGAGGACGAAUCGGUGGCGCCGUGGCUGCUGGGGAUGCACAAGAAAUCGCUGGAGGCAGCCGAGCUGCUGAAGAGCGACGAAAGCGAUCGCGAGACACCGACGUCGGAUGACACAAACACCUCGUAUUCCGCUGGCAGCACACACAACUCGCCCAUCUCGAGCUUCUCGAUAUCGCGUCUCCUGUUCGACGCUCCGCCGCCGCCGAGCGCGGGUGUUGGUGUUGGUGGCACAGGCGUGGGGGCCGGGGGCAAGCAGAGCAAACACGCUCAGGCGCAUGCAGCGGCUGCUCACGCCCACGCCCAUGCCCAUGCGCACGCCCACAUUGCGGCAGCGAAUGCUGCAGCUGCAGCUGCGGCAGCUGCUGCCCAUCAUCAUCAUCAUGGCGAUGCGGCUGCAGCGGCUGCCGCUGCCGCAGCGAUGCAUGCCUCAAGCAUUGGCGGGGGGCAUCAUCAUGGCGCGGGGCAUCAUCAUGGCGGGGGGCAUCAUCAUGGCGGACAUGGAGCGACGGCGACGCCGCAACAGCAUCAACACCAUCCAUACAAUCAGCAACAGCAUCUGCAUCACUUGCAACAGUUGCAACAGCAGCAGCAACAGCAGCAACAGCAGCAACAGCAACAACAACAGCAGCAGCAACAGCAGCAGCAACAACAGCAGCAGCAGCAACUGGAGAGGCAGCAACAUGCGGCAGCGUUGCACUUGCAUCAUCAUCAUCAUCAUGGCAACACGGCGGCGGGUUACGCUGAGGCAGCGGUUGCUGCAGCUGCGGCUGCUGCCGCUGUGGCUGCCGCAGCGAAUGCGCAACGCAAUGCGGCAGCUGCGGCCGCUGUUGCUGUUGCAGCAGCCGAGCUCGAGCUGGACGACGAUGAGGAUGAGGAGAUGUUGCUCGACAAGGAUUGCGAUGUGGAUGCCGAUGUCGAGGCUGACAUCGAUGGUGAUGCGGAUGUGGAUGCGGAUGUGGAUGCAGAUGAUGUGGAGCACGAUAACGAUAACGAUAACGUUAACAACGAUGUGGAUGCCGAUGGCGAUAUCGAUAUCUGCGACGAUGAAGACGAACAACAACAACAACAUUUGCUGCUCAAGGUGAAGCAGGAGCAAGCGGCUGCAGCUGGAGGCGCCACCGAUUGUGGCAGCAGAUGAAACAUGUACAUCGACGUCUUGUUCUAAGCAAAGCAGACAACGAAGCACACACACACACACACACCCAUACACACACACCAACACACACACGUAUUUAUUGGAGCGAUGCAAAAUGCGGCAAUGAUUAAUUUCUAAGGCAUAAAAUAAAUUAAUGAACACACAUCGUAAACGUUAAUGUAAUCAACAUUUUUUUUCAUACACCUAAGGCACCUAAUUACCAACAACAACAACAACAAAAAUGACACCCCAAAAUGCGAAAUUUUUUUUUUUUUUCGACAACUUGUAAAUAUUAAAUUAUUUUGAGAGGAACAAAAAAUAUAUAUGCUAAAUGUGAUUUAAUUUAGUUUUCAUGCAAAACAAAAAACAAAACAAACAAAAACGAAAUGAAAAUGAAAAAAAGGCUUUUUAUCAUUUAAGAUACAAUUUUUUUUUUUAAAACAAUUUUUUUUUUCGAUGUCUCUUCCAAUUGAAUUUUGUUUGUGUCGUCCUUAAAGUCCUCGUAAUUUAAUUAGAUUUAUCGCAUAUAUAAAUAUAUACAUAUAUCUAUAAAUAAUGAUAACAAAUUAAUCUGUUUUUUUUUUUGCCAAGAUUAAAAUAAAUGUAAAUAGCGCACAUCACGAAAUCAAAUCGAAUAGAAAGGUAAAAAAAAAAAAUAAAAGGGAAAGAAUGCAAGAGUAAACAGUAAAAAAUGAGCGAAGGAGACACAUUUCAAUGCAUUACAUAUUUCAUUACGAAUUACAUUAAACAAAAUAAAGAAAAAUACAAAAAAAAAAAA